This is a messenger RNA of Girardinichthys multiradiatus, 1804 nucleotides long. RefSeq names its product phospholipid phosphatase-related protein type 5-like. Gene Ontology annotation, biological process: signal transduction; phospholipid dephosphorylation; phospholipid metabolic process. The record is from RefSeq and is a predicted model, not a curated record. Bases 331 to 1488 code for a protein of 385 amino acids. Lineage: Eukaryota; Metazoa; Chordata; Actinopteri; Cyprinodontiformes; Goodeidae. The transcript is spliced from 6 exons. Gene Ontology annotation, molecular function: phosphatidate phosphatase activity.
UCUCACUCACACAAAACAUACACUCUGCGUCUCUCCUUCCUCUCACAACCUCCCCAUCUCUCUCUGUUUCUCUCUCUCUCUCUCACACUUUUCCUCUCUCUCUGUCCCCUCCCUCUCUCACCCCUCACACAUUCUCUUGUGCAGAUACGGCUCCAGCACCAGGAGCUGUGAGCGGGGGAAGCGGGAAUAACGCAGCUCCUAGCGGGCAACAGAGCCGUUAUGAGCGGGUCAGUGCUUCUCAGCUCUGCCGCCGGCUAAUACUGGGAGGGGCGGGGGAGAACAACACAAGGGUGGCUUCUAAUUAAAUGCCUUUCGCUGUCCAUCUGCAUCAUGCUAUACUUCCAGCUGGUGAUCAUGGCCGGGACCAUCAUGCUGGCCUACUACUUCGAGUACACGGACACCUUCUCCGUGCAUGUGCAGGGCUUCUUCUGCUACGACACGUCGUACACCAAGCCGUACCUGGGGCCGGAGGACAGCAGCGCCGUCCCGCCCAUCCUGAUGUACGCCGUGGUGGCCGGACUGCCCACGCUGCUGAUCACAAUCACAGAGACUGUGCUGUUCCUGGUCCAGUACACAUCCAAAGAUUUUGACCGCUCAGAAAAGACAGUGGCUACUGGUGACUGCUGUUACCUCAACCCGUUGGUGCGCAGAACCUUCCGGUUCCUUGGAGUCUACGCCUUUGGCCUCUUUACCGUUGACAUCUUUGUCAAUGCAGGGCAGGUAGUGACAGGCAACCUGGCACCCUACUUCCUGACGGUUUGUAAGCCAAACUACACAGCACUUGGCUGCCAACAAGCCCUGCGCUACAUCAGCCAUCAAGAGGCCUGCACAGGGAAUCAGGAUGAUGUCCUGCGGGCCCGCAAGACCUUUCCCUCAAAGGAAGCUGCUCUCAGUGUCUAUGCUGCUCUCUAUCUUGCUAUGUAUGUGACUUGCACUGUGCAGGCCAAGGGGACUCGUUUGGCCAAGCCAGUCAUGUCUCUUGGGUUCAUGUGUCUUGCCUUCCUGACUGGUCUGAAUCGUGUUGCUGAAUACCGCAAUCACUGGUCUGAUGUCAUCGCUGGCUUUAUCAUCGGCAUGGCCAUCGCGACGUUCCUGGUGGUGUGUGUCGUCCAUAACUUCAAAGGUAAAUUACUGCUGGAUGAGGAGUCUCCUGCUGAACAGCAACCCAACACAGCCAUGCUGAACAUGGGCCAAGUGGAAAGUCCUCUGGAGAAAUACAUUGCUUCACAGGAGACAGAUGAUGAAGAUGAGGAAUCGUGCUUUAUUAAGGAGUGCCUCCAAGCGUUCCUGCGUUGGCUGCAUGGUCUCAAGUGGUUUGAGCAUCUCAGAAAUAAAAGGCAAACAAGCUUUGAAGUGGUUUGGAAAAUGAAAUCUCUAGAGAUAACAGCACACCUCUUUCUUUUCUACUAUUUCCUCCUGCUGUGUUUCAUUCUGCUGGCUGGCAUUGUGGAGUAUGUAGGAUCUAGUGUCUGCAUGGUACCACUAUAGGCUGCAAAUUUCUUCAAUUCAUAAACAGCCUUGGUUAAUGAGGUAUACAAAACCUUAUUGGUGGCAGGAUGGAAUGUAUCAAGACUCAGGUAGCUGAUGCUUGUAUUUUCAUGCUGGGGUCAUGCAUGGUUGCACCAGGUUUAUUUAUAUUAUGCUGGAUUGUGAAAUGCCAUAUUUUAAUAUUUUAAUGAAUGCCUUUGUAAUUCAGGUCCCCCGAAGUUGUCCCUGCUACAUGGUUCUUACAUAACAUUGUGGCCACCAACAGGAACAGUGAUUAAUGUAAUGAAUCUUAUUAAAAACAUUCUGCUGAAACAAA